UAGCAAGACGAGUCAAUGCCGAUGAGGUCUUUGAGAGGGAUUUCCCUGUUCGGGCGAUUGCAGGGAUUCAGAAGAUUAUCUGUGGAGUCGACAGGACGCUUCGAAGAUGACUUUCACAUGAGAAAAAUCCCGGUGACAGAGACUCAGAGGAAGAUUCUGUCCAUUGGAUCCUCAGUGGCGGCAUUGUUGGAUCCAAGAAGGCACGAUAUGAUAGCGUGUCUGGGCGAAACAACAGGCGAGGUGGCACUGAGGCGCAUCCACAAGGAGAUGAAGUCAUGCGAAGAGGGCCUGCAGAUCCUCGACGAUAUGCCACGCAUCAAUUCUCGCACUGUGGACCUCGAGAGCCUGGGAAAACUGCCCGCAGAUACAUUUGGUCAUCACUAUUGGAAAUUCCUGAGUGACAAUGUUAAGGUCACGCCAGACUCGAGGAUGGAGGUGAGAUUCCUGGAGGACGCCAAACUGGCAUACGUGAUGACACGAUACCGAGAGUGUCACGAUUUGAUUCACACCGUUUUAGGGAUGCCCACAAAUAUGCUUGGAGAAGUGGCUGUAAAGUGGGUAGAGGCACUUAAUACCGACUUGCCAAUGUGUUGGGGUGGAGCCGUAUUUGGGGCAGCCAGACUAAGGCCAAAGCAACGGAAGAUGUAUGUGCAGCAUUACUUACCGUGGGCGAUUUCUGUGGGAAAAGCCGCCAAGCCACUGAUGUCGGUGUACUGGGAGAAACGCUGGGAGCAGAGAAUUGAUGAACUGAGGGAUGAAUUGCAGAUAAAAAUGCUGGAAAUUCAUGAAUAAAUUUGUAUUAUGGAUGAUG
This is a messenger RNA of Phlebotomus argentipes, 811 nucleotides long. RefSeq names its product ubiquinone biosynthesis protein COQ4 homolog, mitochondrial (gene Coq4). Gene Ontology annotation, cellular component: mitochondrion; mitochondrial inner membrane. Lineage: Eukaryota; Metazoa; Arthropoda; Insecta; Diptera; Psychodidae. Bases 16 to 792 code for a protein of 258 amino acids. The record is from RefSeq and is a predicted model, not a curated record. Gene Ontology annotation, biological process: ubiquinone biosynthetic process. The transcript is spliced from 5 exons.